AUGCGAGGUACUAUUGAUCCAAAUUCUUUGUUGUUUGACCCAGAAUUAGAAAGGAGAAUUAGGAAGAACAGGAAGGCAGCAAGACGAAGACAGUUACAAGAAAGGGGUGAAUCUAGUGUGACAAUUCAAGAAGAGAUUAUGGCAGAAAAUCAUGUGCCACCACCACAGAGGACACUGGGAGAUUACAUGACUCCCACUGUUAUUCCACCAAUAAGGAGUGUUGUUCGACCUACAGUGGAGCCCAACAACUUUGAGUUGAAACAUGCACUAGUACAAUUGGUGCAGAAGGAACAGUUUGCUGGAACCAGUGCAGAAGACCCAUAUUUGAACAUUGAGAAUUUCUUACUGUUGAGUGAUACGGUGAAGAUCAAUGGUGUGACCAGAGAUGUUAUUCUGUUGAGGUUGUUCACUCAUUCACUGAAGGAUGAUGCAAGAAGAUGGUUACAAUCAUUACCUCAAGGGAGUAUCACAACUUGGGAUGAUCUGCAAACCAGGUUCAAGAAACUUUUGAGGAAAUGUCCACAACAUUGUAUUAAAGUGUGGAAUCAAGCAGCAAUAUUUCUCCAAGGGUUGACAACCAACACAAGGACAUUGGUGAAUGCCACAGCUGGUGGUUCACUAACGACCAAGACUCCUCAGGAAGACCUUGACAUAUUUGAGUCCCUAGCAUCUCAGGAGUUUGACAAUGCUCCAGUAAAUGACAGAAGAACGGGGAUUAUAAAACUUGAUGGCUAUGAUGCUUUGUUAGCCAAGAAUGAUCAGAUGAUGCAAAUGCAAAAACAACAACAACAACAAUUGGAUGCUGUCACGAAGCAGCUAUCUUCUCAAAAGGUUGCUUCUGUAGACACUAAUCUUGUGUGUGCAAUUUGUGCGAAAAGCCAUGUUACAGAUGAUUGCGAUUAUAGGGGAUCUGCUGAACAAGCAGAAGUAAAUGGGGUAUGGUAUGAUCAGAGGAACCAUAACAACCAGGGGCGAAAUGUGUAUGUUCCACCAUGGAAGAAUAGGAAUCAGCACCCAGGGUUCAGUUAUAGUUCCAAUCAUCAGUUGAAUCCUCCACUGCAUCCUCCUCCAACACAUUCAUCACAACAAGGUGAUACCUCUGCAUGGGAGAAAGCUUUUGCCCAGUUAUCAAAGACUACUCAAGAUUAUAUUCAGGGGUCAAAUUCUUUCAGAGAAGAAACUUCUACUUUCAUGCAAGAGACAAAAACAGCAUUCAGGAACCAGGAAGCAUCCAUCCAGAAUUUGGAGACCCAAAUUGGCCAGUUGUCUAGACAGAUAUCUAAGAGACCAUAG
Molecule: messenger RNA, 1293 nt
Organism: Gastrolobium bilobum
Lineage: Eukaryota; Viridiplantae; Streptophyta; Magnoliopsida; Fabales; Fabaceae
Exons: 2
Coding region: 1-1293 (430 amino acids)
Source: RefSeq, a predicted model, not a curated record